GCAGGACACAAGAACCAGAAAAGAUGGUGGCCCCCUCUGAGCUAGAACAUUCCAUGGAGAAAAUGCUGUUGACUUUCCACAAGUUUGCAGGAGAGAAGAACUACAUGAACCGGGACGACCUGCAGAAGCUUCUGGACAGCGAGUUCUCAGAGUUCCUGAAGAACCAAAACGACCCCAUGACUGUGGACAAAAUCAUGAAGGACCUGGAUGACUGCCGCAAAGGGCAAGUGAACUUCCGCAGCUACUGCUCUCUCAUAGCCGGCCUCCUCAUCGCCUGCAACGAGUAUUACGUCAAACACAUGAAAAAGAGGUGAAAGAGGGGAGAGCGCCUGAGGCCUCGAUGCCGCCAAACUCGCCAGAGCACCGCCCUCACCGCAGCCAAUAUUCAAAUUCGCUCAGCAGCCACUCCCACUGUCCCCUGAACAAAUGCACAAUAAACUCUAAACUUGUGGUUUUUUUUGCUAUUUGCCUUUCAGUUUCCUCCUUAUUUCCUCUAUUCCAGAUUUAUGGAAUAAAUGGACCAGUGUCAUCAUCAUUAAAGGGAAUAUAACCACA
Xenopus laevis (African clawed frog) is the source of this 555-nucleotide messenger RNA. RefSeq names its product S100 calcium binding protein A10 L homeolog (gene s100a10.L). Gene Ontology annotation, cellular component: cytoplasm. Gene Ontology annotation, molecular function: calcium ion binding; calcium-dependent protein binding. Lineage: Eukaryota; Metazoa; Chordata; Amphibia; Anura; Pipidae. The record is from RefSeq and is marked provisional.